CAACGGGGAAAAAGAGGGACUUGAGUCACUGAUAUUGUGCCGUAUCACCUUGCUUGUCACAGCAGUAUAUUUUUUUAACAAAUAACCAACCAACGUAAUUUGCCGGCGAGUUUGGUCGAUGUCUCAAGCGGAGGAGGGCAGUGUUGCUGAGUCUACCCUGUCAAAAAUAAGGAAGAAGAAAAGCGGUCAUCGGACGCGAAGAAGAAGACAAAUUUGGGGGGAAACAUGGCUUCCUCUGCUGGUUGUGAGCACUAUGUUCGCAGCUGCUUAUUGAAAGCACCUUGCUGUGGUAAACUGUAUGUGUGUCGGCUGUGCCACGAUGCGCAGGAAAACCACCAGAUGGAUAGAUUCAAAGUCAGAGAGGUGCAGUGCUCCGAGUGUCAGACAGUGCAGCAGGCACAGCAGACUUGCCAGCAGUGUCGCGUGAAGUUUGGGGAGUAUUACUGUGACAUUUGCCACUUGUUCGACAAGGAUAAGAAGCAGUACCACUGUCAACCCUGUGGAAUAUGCAGGAUUGGGCCCAAGGAGAAGUAUUUCCACUGUGAGAAGUGCAAUCUGUGUUUAGCCCAGGAUCUACAGGGAAAACACAAGUGUGUUGAAAAUGUGUCAAGGCAGAACUGCCCAGUAUGUAUGGAGGAUAUUCACACGUCCAGAAUUGGAGCUCACGUUCUUCCAUGCGGCCAUCUUUUACACAAGACCUGCUUUGAUGACAUGGUCAGAACGGGAGCGUAUCGCUGCCCGCUGUGUAUGCACUCUGCCUGGAACAUGGAGGAACACUGGGAUCAGAUAGACAUAGAAAUCGCCCAGUCACCGAUGCCCACUGAAUACGAGGGUGCGACUGUCAAAAUUAUAUGUAACGACUGCCAAGCCCACUGCACGGUGCCUUUCCACGUGCUGGGCAUGAAGUGCAGCAGCUGUGGCUCCUACAACACAGCACAGGAAGGAGGACUCAUCCAGCAGCCUCAAGAACAACAGCCAGAGGAGGACAUUGAGAACGAGGCAGAAACAGACACAGAGCCCGAGCAGCAAGAUCAACCUGAGUAACCCGCCACAUGGGCAUUACAGCCAACCACGAUCGAAAUUUACAACUUAAAUGUUGUAACUUAUAUUGAUUGUAACAGUAGACUGAGGCAAUAUUCCUUGAUUGUAUAUACUACAAAACAAAUUCCAUCUGUUUUCUGCGCCAGCUUAUCCUCAUCAGGCCAGGAACCUAUCCCAGCAUGCACUGGGUGAGAUAAAGGGUACACCAUGGACAGGUUUCCAGUCUACAACAGGACUAACACAUACACACAAACACAUUCACAGCUGAUUACAAUUUAGAGUCAUAGUCAAACUGACCUGCAUGUCUUAAGACUGGGAGAGGAAACCCACGAAAACAUGGUGAGAACAUGCAAACUCCACACAGAAAAGUCCCAGGAUGGUCUUGCUGGGGGCUGAAAGUCUGCUGAGCGACCAUGUGGCACCAUGACGAAGAAAUGAACUGAUCAACUGCUUCGAGUGAGGAAGUGCUGUUGCUUUAAAGGCUGUACAGCAUCUGACCAAUCAUGAUUGUUUUCUGUUAAGUUCAGGGACUGUGCCAGACGUCCUAUUUAAAUGCUCUCAGUAAAACAUUGUUUAAUCAAAGAUGUGUCCACUUGUCAUAUACACAAUAUCUGCCUGUGUAACUACUCGACACUCCACCAGGUUUGAAAAUGUGUCGGACACAAUUGAAAAUUAAAACUAGCUUCAUUUAGAAGUCAACAUGAUUAAUAUUGUAGUAGGUCUGCACACUAACUCUAAUGACAUGCUAGCAGCGGCUAACGGCAGUGGCUAUAAAGGAUCAGUAAAAGUGGGAUCCACACACAGGGUAUUAAAAAUGGACUGAGAGAAAUGGAAACAGUCACAUAGCAUUUGUGCAGAAAAAAAACCUUCAAAAGGUGCAGCUGUUUCAGUCCAUGUGUGGACUAUCCUCAGUACAACUUUUGGACCCCUUGCACUGGUCAUUUUUUGCUGUUUUCUGCAUGUGAACCAAAGAUUAAACAGAUAGAAUUUUCCUACGUUUCACUUAAUUCCUGAGUUUGGAUCUCGUUCCCAAUGAUUUCCUUGAUCAGAAACUGAUGCUACAAGUGUUGAAAUUUGUUUUAUUCAAAGGCACAAAGCAAAUGUAAAAACAGUUCCCCCCCAAAAUUCAGAGCACAAGACCAGAACUUCCAGGUCUUUGAAUUUUUGUCUUUUAAACCUGUGAUGCUACCUAAUAGGUUUGUUUACAUUACUUUUGUUUGUAAAAACUGAAAUUCAGCAGGGUAGUGCUUUGAGUAAUGAUACGUUGUGAAAUAUUACAAAUAAUUACUUUUCAUUGACAAGUCAAACAAUUCAGAUAUGUAUGUAAAUGUACUUUUAUUUUAGAUGGUCCAAAAUAUUACUGACUGGGACCUCAACCUGCUCAUCUUCUAAAGCCAGCCAAGCAGAUGACAGUAUUGUCUAAAAUAUAGCGUUGCUAAUAUGUUCUAAGUCCUGCCUAUUUGUUAUGGUAAACUAAUGUGAUGCAAUUACAACUGCAACACAUGCACCUACUGAAUAUUUCCUACUCAUAACAUACAUACAGUACUGUAUUUUUUGGUAUGGCUGCUGUGACAAAUGAUCCCUUAAUUCUGGUACCAUUUGUGUUUUUUGUGUCUUCGUUACUUGGAGGUGUAAAGUUUGGUUAUCUUUACAAUGACGGUGAUACAAAAC
Xiphias gladius (swordfish) is the source of this 2712-nucleotide messenger RNA. RefSeq names its product ring finger and CHY zinc finger domain containing 1 (gene rchy1). The record is from RefSeq and is a predicted model, not a curated record. Gene Ontology annotation, biological process: protein ubiquitination; ubiquitin-dependent protein catabolic process. The transcript has 9 exons. Lineage: Eukaryota; Metazoa; Chordata; Actinopteri; Istiophoriformes; Xiphiidae. The coding region runs from base 226 to 1044 and encodes 272 amino acids. Gene Ontology annotation, molecular function: zinc ion binding; ubiquitin protein ligase activity. Gene Ontology annotation, cellular component: nucleus.